Molecule: messenger RNA, 3745 nt
Organism: Oncorhynchus gorbuscha (pink salmon)
Lineage: Eukaryota; Metazoa; Chordata; Actinopteri; Salmoniformes; Salmonidae
Product: serine/threonine-protein kinase TAO1-like
Exons: 21
Coding region: 678-3704 (1008 amino acids)
Biological process (GO): protein phosphorylation; execution phase of apoptosis
Molecular function (GO): protein kinase activity; ATP binding
Source: RefSeq, a predicted model, not a curated record
UUCAGAUUGCGGAUCUUGGCUAGAUGUUUCGCAGGAGGAUAGCUAGCACGGAGAGGAGGGGACAGUAACUUCAGCACCCACCCGGGGGUAAACAGCGACAAGGCCACCCAAGUGCGGCACACUAAUCGUUUUAGUCAGAACUAGGUGCUUCUCAGUUUUAACAGUUGUCGUGGUUUGUAGAUAUUUUGCCCUAUGAUUGUCACGUUAGUAAGGAGGAGGUGAAUUCUCGCCGCCGCCAUCUUUGGAAACUGAUUGGGAGGAAGUGGAGAACUUCGUUGGCUGACUGGUUUAUUAACCCAGCUAUUGGUAGUUAUUUUCAGGGCCUCGAACUGGCCUUACUGUACACACACAUUACACUUGUUUUUCUGGGUUGACCAAACACAACGAGUCGGCAUCGUACAAACCUGGAAAAAGGCUAGCUAACAAAACUCCCAAUCUGUGCUCCACCUCCAGACAGUUUGUUCCUUGCCUCGCUGGACAUUUGCUUCCUGUUAUUCUACCUGGACCUGUGGCCUCUGACAGGUGCCCAUGCUCCGGCCCCUCUGGCUCCUCCCCACUGGCAGAUGAGUUGUCAGCUGCUCUGGCGUAGACCCAGCUGCGCUCCAACGGCCAGAUAGUCUGCUGGCCCUUCCUCCUUCCCCCGCCCUUCCGGGAGACAGCAAACUACAUUACCCAGCAUGCCCUCCACUGUGCGGGCGGGCAGUCUGAAGGACCCGGAUGUAGCCGAGCUGUUCUUCAAGGAAGACCCUGAGAAACUGUUCUCUGACCUCAGAGAGAUAGGUCAUGGCAGCUUUGGAGCAGUCUACUUUGCGCGGGAUGUGCGAACUACCGAGGUGGUGGCCAUCAAGAAGAUGUCCUACAACGGCAAACAGUCCAACGAGAAAUGGCAGGACAUCAUAAAAGAGGUGAAGUUUCUCCAGAAGAUUCAACAUCCCAACAGCAUAGAGUAUAAGGGCUGCUACCUACGAGAACACACAGCAUGGCUGGUGAUGGAGUACUGUCUGGGCUCCGCUUCUGAUGUUCUAGAAGUUCAUAAAAAUCCCCUUCAGGAAAUGGAGAUCGCUGCCAUUACCCAUGGAGCUUUGCAGGGGUUGGCCUACCUUCACUCACACAACAUGAUUCACAGAGACAUCAAGGCUGGUAACAUCCUCCUGACGGAGCCAGGACAGGUCAAGCUAGCUGACUUUGGCUCCGCCUCCAUUGCCUCGCCAGCCAACUCUUUUGUGGGGACUCCAUAUUGGAUGGCCCCAGAAGUGAUCUUGGCCAUGGACGAGGGCCAGUAUGACGGGAAGGUGGACGUCUGGUCCCUGGGGAUCACCUGUGUAGAACUAGCGGAGAGAAAGCCUCCUCUGUUCAAUAUGAACGCUAUGAGUGCCUUAUACCACAUAGCGCAGAAUGAGAGCCCUACGCUGCAGUCCAGCGACUGGACGGAUUACUUUAGAAACUUUGUUGAUUCCUGCCUUCAGAAAAUCCCCCAGGAUAGACCCAAGUCUGACCAUCUACUAAACCAUGCGUUUGUCCAGCGGGAGCGUCCAGACUCUGUUCUUAUGGAUCUGAUCCUGAGGACCAAAGAGGCGGUCAGGGAGCUGGACAACCUGCAGUACCGUAAGAUGAAGAAGAUCCUGUUCCAGGAGGCUCACAACGGACCACAGGCUGAGACACAGGAUGGAGACGAGGAGGUGGAGCACGGUGCAGGUCGUACAGACACAGUGAACAGUGUGGGCAGUAACCAGUCCAUCCCCAGUAUGUCUAUCAGCUCUCAGAGCAGCUCAGUCAACAGUCUGAAUGAAGCAGCACAGGACGACCGCAGUGAACUGGACCUGAUGGAGGGAGACCACACGGUCAUGUCCAACAGCUCUGUCAUACACCUCAAACUGGAGGAAGAGGAGGGUAACCAUGGUGACCCAGAGGUGCAGAGCCAUCCCACAGAGCCCCCGGCCGCUCAACCCCCAAGGAAACACUACAGAGAACGCAACAGAGAACACUUCGCUACCAUACGCACUGCCUCACUGGUGACUCGUGAGAUGCAGGAGCACGAGCAGGACAGUGAGCUGAGGGAGCAGAUGUCUGGCUAUAAGAGGAUGAGGCGGCAGCACCAGAAGCAUCUGAUGGGUCUGGAGAACAAGCUGAAGGCUGAGAUGGACGAACACCGGCUCCGUCUGGACAAAGAGCUGGAGAGCCAGAGGAACAGCUUCGCCCAGGAGAUAGAGAAACUGGUCAAGAGACACCAGGCUUCUAUGGAGAAAGAUGCAAAGACAUUUAACAACGAUGAGAAGAAGUUCCAGCAGCACAUUCAGGUCCAACAGAAGAAGGAACUCAGCAGCUUCCUGGAGUCUCAGAAACGAGAGUACAAACUACGCAAGGAGCAGCUUAAAGAGGAGUUGAGUGAGAACCAGUCAACCCCUAAGAAGGAGAAGCAGGAGUGGCUGUCCAAGCAGAAGGAGAACAUCCAGCACUUCCAGGCUGAGGAGGAAGCCAACUUGUUGAGGAGACAGCGGCAGUACCUGGAGCUGGAGUGUCGACGCUUUAAACGGAGGAUACUCAUUGCCAGGCACAACGUGGAGCAGGACCUGGCACGAGAGGAGUUGAAUAAGCGUCAGACCCAGAAGGACUUGGAACAUGCCAUGCUGCUCAGACAUCACGAGUCGAUGCAGGAGCUGGAGUUCAGACAUCUGGGAACCAUCCAGAAGAUGAGGGCGGAGCUUAUCAGGACACAGCACCAGACAGAACUGACCAAUCAGCUGGAGUACAACAAGAGGAGGGAGAGAGAGCUGAGACGCAAACACGUCAUGGAGGUCCGACAGCAGCCCAAGAGUUUAAAGUCUAAGGAGCUGCAGAUUAAGAAGCAGUUCCAGGACACGUGUAAGAUCCAGACACGUCAGUACAAGGCCCUGAGGAACCACCUGUUGGAGAGCACUCCCAAGGCUGACCACAAGGCGGUGCUCAAGAGGCUGAAGGAGGAGCAGACCAGGAAACUGGCCAUCCUGGCCGAGCAGUAUGACCACUCUAUCAACAACAUGCUGUCCACACAGGCUCUGCGAUUGGACGAGGCCCAGGAAGGGGAGUGUCAGGUGCUGAGGAUGCAGCUGCAGCAGGAGUUGGAGCUGCUGAACGCCUACCAGAGUAAGAUCAAGAUGCAGACAGAAGCCCAGCACGACAGAGAGAGGAAGGAUCUGGAGCAGAGGGUGUCGCUCCGCAGGGCUCUUCUGGAACACAAGAUUGAGGAGGAGAUGCUGUCUCUGCAGAACGAGCGUGUGGAGCGUAUCAGGUCCCUGUUGGAGCGCCAGGCCAGAGAGAUAGAGGCCUUUGACUCAGAGUCCAUGAGACUAGGCUUCAGCAACAUGGUCCUGUCAAACCUGCAGGGCUCUGGCUCAGACACACAGGGCAGCCCAGGGGGGUGGGGAGGAGGGGGGUCCGGACUGUCUCAUCAUGGUCACAGCCACCACCAGGGGGGGACCAGCUCCCAGCAGCCGUGGGGUCACCCUGUGCUCGCUGGGGGUUCCCCUCCCUGGAGCCUGCAUCAGCCCUCUGGGGGAGGGAGUCAGAGGGGGAGUGUGGGAGGGGUGGUGGGUGGGGCCAGGAACAGCCCCCAGGCUAUGAGGAGGGCGUCGACAUCAGGAGGGGGGCGGAGCGAACAGGCGAUGAGCAUGAGCGCCAGCAUCACCUCUCAGAUCUCCAACGGAUCACACCUGUCAUACACCUAGACACACACACACACACAUCUACACACACACACACACACACA